CCAAAAAAGGAAAUGUGUUUACAGGUUUGACUACCCCCAUCGUUUUCUUUAAGAGGAUGUCGUAUGUAUUAAGAAAACAGAGAGAGAGAGGGAGAGGAAGAGAGUGAGAGAGAGGAGAGAGAGAGAGAGGGAGAGAGAGAGAGAGGAGCAGCUUGUGCUUGUAAGUGCUUUCAUACUUCAGCCAGUCUGAUUCUUGUGUCAAAGAUGCAGGUUGUCAGUGGUGGACGAUCACUUUGGAUAUAUACUCUGAUAUUUACUCCUCUACAACUUUGGGGAAGACUUUCUGCUUCCACUUCCUCUCCCACUCUUCCGGCACCUACCCUGAACAUCUCCUUAAGGUCAAAGGACUCAGUGACCCUGAUCUGCAAGGUCCCAGAGGGUCAUCAUGGGGUUCUCUUCAUGUUGUACAAGAUCAGAGAGAACGUGGACUCCCAGGAGCUGCAGUCUGGUACUGAGGAGGUUAAAUUCACCUUCAGGGUACCUGAAAUGGACUCAGGUGAACUGUUCUGCUGCCUGUACAAGGACCAGGGAGGCCGCUACAGUGCAUUCAGUCCCUAUUUGAGACUGGAGCAGCAAAGAGAAACUGCCCCAACUCGCCCCAUACCCUCUUUCCCUUCUCCAGUCUUGUCCAUGGAGCCGUCUACUGGUGUGGUAAAACGUGGGGACAUGCUGACCUUCAGCUGCUCAGUCCCUGAUCUUUCAUCUCAGACUCAGUCCCAGUCUGACUACAACAACAAACCAGACACCUUCCUUUUGCUGAAGACUGCUGAGCUCACAGGUACCACAUCUAUUAUACCCCAGCCUCAGGCCAGUCAGGUAUCAAGACCUGAACUUCAGCCAGGAGUCUUUACUGUGGGGCCAGUGAGGGGAGAAGAGGAGGGAGAGUAUACCUGCAUCUACCAGAUCACCAAAAAAAGGCGACUGGUUAAUUCAACUGUUAGCAACGUGGUUCAAGUCACAGUCACAGAUUUGCUCCCACUGCCCACUCUUGUUCUCCAACAGCAGACAGACGUUUGGCAUUUGAUCUGCACAGGGUCUCCUGCAUACCCUGCUGCUGUGUUCUACCUCUACCUGGCAGAUAAUGAAGAUCCCAUUGCCACUCACCAUGCCAAAGUGAUCCACCAUCAGGCCACUUUCCCAGUGCCUGUCCAGGAAACUCUUGUGGUUUCAUACGAAUGCCGGUACAGGGUUCUUCUGGGAAAGAAAUGGAGCGAUUCUGAGCUCAGCCACCCUCUGGCUGUAACCGGAGGAAUUUCCCUUCCCUCAUCAUUAGAUUUGUCAGGUGUGGACUGGCCUCUUGUACUGGGCUCUUUCGCUGCUGUGUUAUUAUUCCUCUGUUUAGUGUUACUCGUGGUUCUGUUGGCGCUCAGGAAAGAAAACGCAGCAGCUGAGAAAAAGAACAAAAGACUGGAUACACCAUUGUGGGCUCAAGGCAAUGCUAUGGACCCUGAUGGUGAACUUUCACAUGGGUGUUCAAGCUUCACCUCUCAGCUGCCUCUAUGUUUCUGCUGUAAGUUCACCGUCAGACACAGUUGUGAACUUCCCUGAUCCCUUUGCUGACUGGGCCAAUGGGGACACCGAGACAGCCUCCAGAUCUCCAUUAUCGAACUCUUUCUCCACGUUCCAUUAGAAAUGUUUGUUCUUUUGUUGUCUCUCUCUCUCUCUCUCCCCCUACUUCGUGUGAGUGUUUAUACUAAAUCACAGCUUAUCCGGGUAGCAUCAGUUGGAGUUGCACAGCUGGACAGGAAGAAGCUGUUUCCUAAGUUCCUAUUCCAUGCGCAGCAGUAAAAUUGAACAGUUCGACGGGAUGUGAUGUUUGAUGUCUGAUCUUUCAUGUAACUGAAAAAGAUCAUUUAGAUACAGAUUUUACUAGGAUUAUUAUUAUGAAUAAUUAUUCUUGACCUUGGAAAAAGCAGGUGACAAAAACAUCUCUCCUCGAGGUCCAUUUAGCAGCUGCUCUGGGGCUUUCAGCUACACCAGAGGAUCUUCAUCGGCAGAUGGAGUUUGCCCACAUGUCAUGGAAUUUUAUAUUAGCUGCUGAAUUAACUUUGUCAUGUGAAGUCAAAUAAUCAACCCGUCUAACAGUUAUGGCUUAACUAAUAUUUCAAAUUAUUUCACAGUGCUAUUUGUACGUUUGCAGGUCAUUCCAGCGCCAUCAACAUUAUGUAAAGUAUGUACAUUUACACGUGGCUUGAUCAUUGUUUUUUUUUUCUUGAAGUUAUUAAAGUUUUUUUAAAAUUUAUAUAGCACUUACUGUUUCAAAACCAGAGGAAAAAAUGAACAAAAAAACAAACAGACAAAAAACAUACAAAGUCAAAUAUAUGUAAAACAGCAGAAUAGUGAUAUAAACAUACAUGUUACAGAUCUGUUGCAUACAUACCAACUUACAUACACACAUAAAUACACACAUGCAAACUAAUUACUAAAUAACAAUUACAUGUUGUUGUUGCUGGCCUGAAAAACUUUAUUGUCAAAAUUUGAAGUAAAAAAUUGAUUUGUACCAAACAAAUCAAAUUCUCUUGUUUCAAGGAAAGUGAUAUAAUUUAUAAUCUCAAUCUGAGACUGCGAUUUGUGAUGGUGUGUGACGUGAUUCAUUUCAAAGUGAGAAAGUUCUUUUGUUUUGUUUGUAGGAAACCCUUUUUUCACUCUGCGUUUACAUUAUCCUUUGCAGUGUAAAAUCAUUGUAUUUUAUAUUAAAUAAACUUUUUUUAACAAACUGAG
Messenger RNA from Seriola aureovittata, 2721 nucleotides. RefSeq lists its product as uncharacterized. The record is from RefSeq and is a predicted model, not a curated record. Bases 205 to 1548 code for a protein of 447 amino acids. The transcript is spliced from 12 exons. NCBI's taxonomy places the organism in Eukaryota, Metazoa, Chordata, Actinopteri, Carangiformes, Carangidae.